AUGCCCAAAGACCCCAAGCCCAAAGACCCCAAGCCCAAAGACCCCAAGCCCAAAGACCCCAACCCCAAAGACCCCAAGCCCGCCCUCACCGCCGCCCUCUCCCAAGCCCUCACCACCCGCGCCGCCCUCUCCCGCCUGCGCACGCUCUCCCUCCCGCCCCCCGCCGCCACCGACUUCUCCUCCAACGACUUCCUCUCCCUCUCGCGCUCCCCGCACCUCCGCCGCCUCCUCCUCGCCGAGCUGUCCACGCACCCAACCCACCCCCUCGGCUCCGGCGGCUCCCGCCUCCUCGACGGAAACACGCCCUACGCCUGCGCGCUCGAGGCCUCCAUCGCGCGCCACCACAGCGCCCCCGCCGGCCUCCUCUUCACCUCCGGCUUCGACGCCAACGCCGCCCUCUUCGCCUGCGUCCCGCAGCCCGGCGACACCGUCGUCCACGACGCCCUCAUCCACGCCAGCGUCCACGAGGGCCUGCGCUCCUCCCGCGCCGCCGCGCACACCGCCUUCGCCCACAACGACCUCGCCGCGUUCCGCCGCGCCCUGGCCGCCAUCCCGCGCGACGGCCGCAACGUCUUUGUGGCCGUCGAGAGCCUGUACUCGAUGGACGGGGACGUGGCGCCGCUCGCGGAGCUGCUGGACGCCGCCGACGAGCUGCUGGAGCGCGGGGCGCUGUUCGUGGUGGAUGAGGCGCAUGCGACGGGGGUGCUGGGCCCGGGGGGGAGGGGGCUGGUGGCCAUGCUGGGGGUGGAGGAGAGGGUGUGGGCGAGGCUGCAUACGUUUGGGAAGGCGCUUGCUUGUAAUGGCGCCAUCAUCCUGACGGACGCAAUAACGCGCGAGUACCUCAUCAACUACGCCCGCCCGCUCAUCUACACCACGGCGCUCUCCUUCCCCGCCCUCGCCGCCAUCAGCGCCGCCUACACCCUCCUGCGCACCGCGCACGCCGCCGCCCUGCAGUCGCGCCUGCACACCCUCACCCUGCUGCUGCACCAGCGCCUCUCGUCACUGCCGCCGUCGCCGCAGACGCUCACGCUGCCGCCCGUGCGCCCCACGCCCAUCCUCGCGCUGUUCACGCCGCACCCGCGCGCCCUCGCGGCCCACCUGCAGAAGCGCGGGCUCGUGGCGCGCCCCAUUGUGUUUCCGACGGUGCCGGCGGGGACGGAGCGGGUGCGGAUCUGCGUGCAUGCUGGCAACACGGUGGACGAUGUGGAGGCGCUUGUGGAGGCUGUGCGCGAGUGGGUUGUGGAGACGGCGAGGGGGAGUAAGAUCUAA
Molecule: messenger RNA, 1269 nt
Organism: Morchella sextelata
Lineage: Eukaryota; Fungi; Ascomycota; Pezizomycetes; Pezizales; Morchellaceae
Exons: 2
Coding region: 1-1269 (422 amino acids)
Biological process (GO): biosynthetic process
Molecular function (GO): pyridoxal phosphate binding
Source: RefSeq, a predicted model, not a curated record